CCAAACAUUACAUCUCAAGUGACUCUGUAAUAGACGAGUGAGCUCAAGCGAACUCAGCAAUGGCCUCAAAGCAACCGGAACUCGAAAGCUUUACUCUUUUUCCACCGUUGAAUGAGAAAAAUCAGUUAGGGUUAGGGUUAGGUUUUCUUGAUUCUUCAGAAAAGCCUCUCCCACCUCCACCUCCUUGUGUUGAAGUACUUCCCUCUGAGGUUUCAUCAUCUGUGAAGUAUACUGUGGAGCCUGUUAUUCUAAAUGGACUCACGUUGCUCAAGGGACGAGUGAGUACUCGGGAAGUUUUUGCCUUGUCCAAUUCUGAUUUGAUUCCAGGAAAAUAUGAAGGGGGACUGAAAUUGUGGGAAGGUUCCCAAGAUUUAGUCAGAACUCUUUGCUCGGAGGUGCAAGAUGGGAAAUUAUUAUUGACUGGAAAACGAGUUUUAGAGCUUGGAUGCGGCCAUGGACUUCCUGGAAUCUUUGCAUGCCUUGAGGGUGCCGCUGUCAUACAUUUCCAGGAUUUUAAUGCAGAGGUCCUUCGAUGUCUCACCAUUCCCAAUGUAAAUGCAAAUCUUCCAAAGGAGUCUCAAUCUUUGACUAUAGAUGUAGUAGAGUGGAACACCAGGGCAGACAUUCGUUUCUUUUCUGGUGACUGGAGUGAAGUCCAUCAAGUUCUCCCCUAUGCACAUCCAGACAAAGAGGAACCAAAUUGUAGCUCAGGGAUGAAUGUAACUGCUGGUUAUGAUAUUAUUCUUAUGGCAGAGACAGUUUACUCCAUCCCUGCUCUUUCUAACCUCUAUCAACUUAUUAAGAAGUGCAUGAGCCGUCCUCAUGGAGUUGUGUACAUGGCUGCAAAGAAGCAUUAUUUUGGAGUAGGAGGGGGAUCAAGGCGCUUCCUAUCGUUAGUGGAGAAAGAUGGUGUUAUUGCAGCCAGCCUGGUUGCCGAAGUUGCAGAUGGUUCCUCAAAUGUUCGAGAGGUAUGGAAGCUUUCACUUAAGUAGAUUUUGGAAUCACCAGAAUUAGUUGUACAUGUCUACUCUCGAUUAGUAACUUAGUUUUCCGAUAAGAGGGAUCAUGUUUGAUAUAAAUGUACUCUGUGCACAGAAUGGAAAUACAGAUUCUUCUGCUUUGCAGCUUAAAUUUGCUUUUGUUCUACUCGAUUAACAUUCUAGAUUUUUGUAAUAGGGUACAUGUAGCAAAACCUAAAUAUCAUUUUAAUGUUAGCAAUUUUUGUGGCAA
Molecule: messenger RNA, 1230 nt
Organism: Cornus florida
Lineage: Eukaryota; Viridiplantae; Streptophyta; Magnoliopsida; Cornales; Cornaceae
Exons: 8
Coding region: 60-992 (310 amino acids)
Source: RefSeq, a predicted model, not a curated record